AUGAAUCAAUCAUUCAAGAAGAAAUAUCUUCGGGUACAAAUCGCUCCCGAAAUAUCAGCUACAAGCAUUGCCAUGCCUAAGACUUGCCCAGAAACUCGCACUUAUACCGAGGAAGAGGUACAGGACUUUGUGGGUACUGUGUUAGACAUGGCAGUACAGCUUCUACAAGGAAAUGGAAAGAGAGAGGCCCCGAGAGAAGUUUUGGAAAACGACUCGGAAGCGAGACAUGGCCCGGCCACGGCCCCGGCCCGCAGAAAGAGAGUACCUGAUACCGACAAGGAAAUAAUUUGCAACACCCCAAUUAUUACCGCAGAACCUCCUCGACCAACAAUCGACCCAAGUCUUCCUUUCAAUAAUGUAUCCCGAAAGAGAAGAAGUAGUCGCCAAAAUACGCGGGCUAAGUCACAAGACUUGUGUGCGGCUCGAAGAUUGCAACGAGAAACCCCCUUGGCGUCUUGGAUGGAAUAA
This is a messenger RNA of Botrytis porri, 468 nucleotides long. RefSeq lists its product as uncharacterized. The record is from RefSeq and is a predicted model, not a curated record. The coding region runs from base 1 to 468 and encodes 155 amino acids. NCBI's taxonomy places the organism in Eukaryota, Fungi, Ascomycota, Leotiomycetes, Helotiales, Sclerotiniaceae. The transcript is spliced from 2 exons.